This is a messenger RNA of Cryptomeria japonica (Japanese cedar), 1407 nucleotides long. Its product is annotated as protein SUPPRESSOR OF npr1-1, CONSTITUTIVE 1-like. The record is from RefSeq and is a predicted model, not a curated record. The transcript has 4 exons. NCBI's taxonomy places the organism in Eukaryota, Viridiplantae, Streptophyta, Pinopsida, Cupressales, Cupressaceae. The coding region runs from base 1 to 1407 and encodes 468 amino acids.
AUGGCAUUGCAAAAGGAAGUUCAGAGGGCAAAACCUUUGCAUGUGGCCAAAUAUCCAGUAGCACUUGACAAGCUUGUACACGAUCUUGAAAGUGUACAGCCAACAAUUCCUUCAUGGAUUCCGCUUCAAAAUAUGCAGUGUUUGAGAAUCAGUAAUGGACGUUUCAAAAGAUUGUGGCAGCAAGAUGAAGAGGCUCCAUCAGGAAUGAAACAGCUGGAGAUUUGCGGAACUCUUUUAGAAGGGUAUCCAGAUUUCUUAGGAAUAUCAACUCAUGUGGAAAAGGAAUUCAACGAGGUUCAACGCAUGUCAAAAAUGAAGUCAUUGAUGGUGAAGACAUGUAGAAGAUUUUCAGGCUCCCUCGCUACGAAUUCUGCUAGUAAGUCUUCUGUUAAGGCCCAAUUGAACGGUGGCCAAAAGUCUGCUACGGCUAAGGCCCCAUUGAACUUGCUUGAAGAUCUAGUAAUCAGCGAGCAAGAAAACAUAGAAAAAAUUAUACUUGACGGAAAUUAUUGUCCAAACCUUCAAUUCUUGGAACUUUAUUCCGUUAGAAAUCUUAUUGAAGUGCAAUUUACAAGAGUUGAAACAUUAAAUUAUCUUAAUAUUAGCAAGUGUGGAUAUCUCAAAGUUUUGUCAGUGACAUCUGAUCUUACAGAACUUGAAGAAUUGAGCAUUACUGCAUCAUGCCCAAUGCUGGAGGAGCCAAAUCUUGGCCAUUUGAGCUGUCUGAAAAAGAUAAGAAUCACAGAUUUUAAUAUGAAUAGUGUGCCAGGAAUGUUCAGUUUCAAGAUGCUCGUAGAAUUGAAUCUUAGUAGAUGUCCAAACCUUCAUGAGUUAUGUCUUGCACAUUUGAGUUGGCUGGAAAAACUUACAGUUCACCACUGUGAUGAUUUGAAAAAGAGCAUAACAAUUGAUAGGUCUGUCAAGGUGAAAUGUUUUGAGCUAAACGAUUGUAAAAAUUUGGAAACGGUUCCAGGAAUAUCAUUCGAAAUGAUUCAAGUGCUAAAAAUUUGUGGCUGUCCAGAGCUUAAGAAUUUCCCCGUUAUUUGUUGCCGAAGGUGCCUAGAGUUGAUUAUAAUUGAUGGAUGUGGGAAUCUCAAGUCCCUCACGUUGACUGAUUGUGCUAUUUUGAAUGGAGUGUCUGGUAACCUCGAUCUUGCUGGAUUAUCCAGAUUGUCCAUAUCGGAUUAUCCAAUGCUUAAAUUGCUGCCAUCGCUUGGGCAUCUAAUUUACCUUGAGGAAAUUCGCAUUCUCCGGUGCGCGAGUCUGCAAAAUAUGACUUUACCAGCGACUCUGAAGCGUCUUGAAUUAAAUUCUUGCAGAGAACUAAAAGUAACGUUAGGAAUUUCUGUUCUUACAAAACUUACAGAGCUAAAUAUAAAAACGUGCCCCCAACUUCGGUUUGAAUAA